This is a messenger RNA of Lentinula edodes (shiitake mushroom), 549 nucleotides long. RefSeq lists its product as uncharacterized. The coding region runs from base 1 to 549 and encodes 182 amino acids. The record is from RefSeq and is a predicted model, not a curated record. Lineage: Eukaryota; Fungi; Basidiomycota; Agaricomycetes; Agaricales; Omphalotaceae. The transcript has 3 exons.
AUGUCUUCUGCACCUUCCAAAUACAAGGAAACUAGUUCACGUUGUCCUUUUCCUGGCGAAACUACGGAAUGCGAGGCGGCGAACGACAAAAGUCAACCCCAGUCCCUAAACUCGCACGCACGAUCCAGAAGCAAAAAAACGUUCAACCCACAGCUGAUCCUUGAAAACAACGGAAGUGUGGCGAGAGAUCAUUUAGCCUCUGAAAGAACUUUCUUAGCCUAUGUCAGGACAAGUUUGGCAAUAGCUUCUACCGGUGUCGCUCUUGUACAAUUGUUGACAAUAUCCGUUUCAACCAAUGGGUCGACAACGUCAUUAACAACAGAACCAACGUCCCAACGUAUGCAAGCGUAUGCGAAACCUUUGGGUUCUGCCUUCGUCAUUUUUUCCAUCGUCCUGCUCAUCACUGGGUUAACGCGCUACUUCUCCAUACAGAAUGCUUUAACGCUCAACCAAUUUCCAGUGGCUCGACUAAUGAUCAUUAUCAGCUCUCUUAUUCUCGGAGCACUCGUCAUAUUUACAUUUGCAAUUUUGGUUGCUGGUCAAAGUUGA